GGCCAAUGGUUUAUCAGGCCGCCGCUGCCUCUGUGUCAAGGAUCAACCAGCUGAACCCUGGACCAAGACUCUACAGAGCCUCACACGCCACUGUGCACAGGAUCAGCCGGCUCAACAGGUCCCAUGAGCUGCUGCUGGAGCUGGUCGUCAGGGAGACGCAGUGUGGGCGGGCGCUGAUGAGACAACUGGACCGAUGUGCCAUCAGACCAGGACCUGCCGUGUUGUGCUUCAGUCUUGUCCAAGUGUCAACUAACCAGACUGCAGUCAAUUUCCUGAGUUGCAGCCAAUCAGGAGGCGGCUUCUCCAGCUCUAGCUCCACCUCCGAAUCUUUAGAGAAUGGCUUCCGACUGCCGCCGCCUCUGAAGCCGCCCAUCAUCAUCAACGUUCCUCGCAACACAAACGCAACUGUGAUAUGUGACGGUGUGUUCAACUGUGUCCCAUUCCUGUUCUAG
This is a messenger RNA of Myripristis murdjan (pinecone soldierfish), 452 nucleotides long. RefSeq names its product secreted phosphoprotein 24-like. Gene Ontology annotation, cellular component: extracellular region. Bases 6 to 452 code for a protein of 148 amino acids. The transcript has 3 exons. Lineage: Eukaryota; Metazoa; Chordata; Actinopteri; Holocentriformes; Holocentridae. Gene Ontology annotation, biological process: bone remodeling. The record is from RefSeq and is a predicted model, not a curated record.